ACAAAAAUUAAGAAGGAAAAAGAUAAGUGUGUGGACCCUCUGAUAAAAGGAAAUACGGAAAGAUUUCUUGCGGAGAGGGGGAAAGACAGACUUUGGAUGCAUACAUUUGGGGGGGGACUGCCUUUUUAGUUUAUUUAUACUCCUCUCCUAUAUUCCUGCUGGCUGAUGAGGCAGAGAAAGGGGCAGACAAGUAACCAAGACUUACUUUUUUAAAAACAAAGUCUCUGUUUUUUAACCCUUUCUUCCCCACUCCAUGAUUGUGGGAAACGAGAGAAAAUAAUUUGGAGGGGAAAAUGAAGAAGUGCAGAGUCCUCUGUGCAGAAGGCAAGGCUGGAGCCAAACUGUAAGCAGAACCUGCCUCUCUCACCUCUUUGCCUAAGCGUGGGAAUUUAUUAUUUCUUUUAAAGUCUGUCCUUCAAUGUGUCUGGAACUUUUGGGGCUCAGAGUCGGUAUGGAUUUCAGAUUGAUCUUCAUGUCUCUCUGGUACCUGCCUCUCAUCAAUACUGAGGGGGACCCCAUCCCAGAAGACAUUUACAAGAUAAUGAGUGACAGCUCGGUGCGCUCCAGGAGUGACCUCCAGCGUGCCCUGCAGAUAGACUCCGUAGAAGAGGAUGGCUCCAAUUUGGACCUGAACUCAACGCGAGCCCAUCCUGGUCAAAACUUGCCUCGACGGAGACGAAGUCUAGUUGCAGUGGUAGAUGCUGAGCCAGCAGUACUCGCAGAAUGCAAGACACGGACGGAGGUCUUUGAAAUCUCCCGGAGCAUGGUAGAUUCCACCAAUGCCAACUUUGUGGUGUGGCCGCCGUGUGUGGAGGUGCAGCGGUGCUCCGGAUGCUGCAACAACCGCAAUGUGCAGUGUCGCCCCACGCUGGUCCGCGUGCGGCAUGUCCAGGUAAACAAGAUAGAAUUUGUUCAGAAGAAGCCAAACUUUAAAAAAGCCAUUGUGCCCUUGGAGGAUCACCUGGAGUGUCGAUGUGAGGCACUGUCGUCUCAGCCCUCCAGUCGCAGUCGGCCAGGUUCACGUGAACACAGAGGUAAGUCACCAUCGAUCACUGCAGCCCCUGUUUCGGUGAGACAACGAGCGCGCCAGCUGCCAGCACGAAAGAGAAAACAUCGGAAGUUCAAGCAUGUCCACGAUAAGAAAGUGCUGAAAGAAAUCCUCACAGCAUAGAGGUGCUGGCCGGGGACAGAGUGCAAGGCAGGUUUAUUUAAUAUGCAGUACAACCUGCCUUAGAGAUCACCUCUGAAGAGAAACCACCUGUCACGAGCAACUACUUCCAGAGGCCACAGAACACAACCACUCUCUGGUGUGCCAACCUCGGAAGAGAGACCCCUCUUACAAGUCACCACUUUUGCUAACUCCCAUGAGUGGUCGCUCUUGGCAGGUUUUACUGUAUUUGCUGUAUUGCCCCUAUGGGGUCCUCAGAGUGAUAACUCUUCCUCUCUGUCAGUCUGUCUCGGUGCCCGAGUCGGACGGCAAAUGGUGCUUCCCUUUCCAUGACCGGACCUUCUCCCUCGAUUUCCCUCUCUUCAUUUAUUAACAAUAUUUUAAA
This is a messenger RNA of Emys orbicularis (European pond turtle), 1553 nucleotides long. RefSeq names its product platelet derived growth factor subunit B (gene PDGFB). The transcript is spliced from 7 exons. Gene Ontology annotation, cellular component: membrane. The record is from RefSeq and is a predicted model, not a curated record. Gene Ontology annotation, biological process: positive regulation of protein autophosphorylation; positive regulation of ERK1 and ERK2 cascade; positive regulation of cell population proliferation. Bases 419 to 1171 code for a protein of 250 amino acids. Gene Ontology annotation, molecular function: platelet-derived growth factor receptor binding; growth factor activity. Lineage: Eukaryota; Metazoa; Chordata; Testudines; Emydidae.